AUGCUAACGGGAGAAAUUUCACCACUCUACUGUACUCUGACUUCUCUGGAUGUUCUUUCUAUGUCAGAUAACAUGUUGAGCGGCACAAUUCCACGAUGUUUGGAAAAUUCUACUUCUCUAUUGGUAUUGAAUCUGAAAAACAACUCUCUUCAUGGCAUCAUUCCUGAAAUAUGCAAAAAUGGAGGAAAUUUGGAAAUGAUUGAUCUGAGUUACAAUCAAUUGCAGGGACAUCUACCACAAUCAUUGUCCAAUUGUAUGAUACUUCAAGUUCUAGCUGUCUCAAACAAUCAAUUGAAUGAUGUUUUCCCUUCUUGGUUGGGAUCUCUUCCUGAGUUACGAUUGCUAACUCUGCGUCAUAUUUGGUUCCACAGUAUCAUUGGAAAACCCAAAAACGAUAUGCAGUUUCCCAAGUUGCAAGUCAUUGAUCUAUCUUACAACAAUUUCACAGGUGAGUUGCCAUCUGGAUACAUCUUCUCUUGGAAUUCCAUGAAAGCUAUCAAUGUCAAAAGCACUGGUGUAACAUUUAUGUAUUCUCAAUUGGAUUAUAAUGUUUCGGGUAAUAAUCCUGGGGUUUUAUUUUACCCUUAUGGAAUCACGAUAACAUUCCAAGGGGUAGAGAGAUACUACAUAAUCAUCCAAGACAUGUUUGCUGCCAUCGAUCUUUCAUGCAAUAGAUUUGAAGGGGAGAUUCCCAUAUUGAUGGGGAACCUAAAGGCACUUCACUCGCUCAAUCUUUCCAACAACAUGCUCACUGGUUACAUUCCGUCAUCUUUGGAAAACUUGAAGGACCUUGAAUCGUUAGACAUUUCUCAAAACAAUCUCUCCGGUGUAAUCCCCCAACAAUUGUCACAGCUCUGGUUUCUUUCCAUCUUUAAUGUCUCUUACAACAAUCUUCCAGGGUCUAUACCUCAGGGUAACCAAUUUAAUGCAUUUGACAAUACUUUGUUUGAGGGGAACCCAAAAUUGUGCGGUGCUCCAUUAUCAAAGAAAUGUGUAAAUUCACAGUUCAUGCCACAACCAACUUCAGCUUUUAAAAAAGAUGAUGAUUCAGAGUCUCCACUCCAAUUAGAUUGGAAAUUUGUGUUGGCGGGAUACAUUAGUGGACUGGUUGUUGGAAUAGUUCUUAGUGACUUUGUGAUCAUGAGGAGACACGGAUGGUUGGUGAAGAUAAAAAGGACAAGGAAGAGGAGGAGGAGGCAUUGA
Molecule: messenger RNA, 1203 nt
Organism: Ziziphus jujuba (common jujube)
Lineage: Eukaryota; Viridiplantae; Streptophyta; Magnoliopsida; Rosales; Rhamnaceae
Product: putative receptor like protein 25
Exons: 1
Coding region: 1-1203 (400 amino acids)
Molecular function (GO): protein binding
Source: RefSeq, a predicted model, not a curated record